GAAGCCGACCAACAACCCACCAGCAGCUCUACAGCUCGUCACAAAAAGACCUUCAAGAUGAACGCUUACCUAUUCGUUUCCAUGGCGUCUGCCAUUGUUGUCGCUACCAACGCGGCUGCUGCCUAUGGUAUGGGAGGAGGCAUUGGAGGAGGAAUGGGCGGUAUGCCUGGUAUGGGUGGAAUGGGAAUGGGCGGUAAAGGAGGCAUGGGCGGAGGAAUGGGCGGUAUGACCGGUAUGGGAAUGGGCGGUAUGGGCGGUAUGAUGGGCGGUAAAGGAGGCAUGGGGGGUAUGAUGGGCGGUAUGCCCGGUAUGGGAAUGGGCGGUUUGGGCGGUAUGAUGGGCGGUAAAGGAGGCAUGGGCGGAGGAAUGGGCGGUAUGGGAGGUAUGAUGGGCGGUAAAGGAGGCAUGGGCGAAGGAUUGGGUGGUAUGAUGGGCGGAAAAGGAGGCAUGGGCGGAGGAAUGGGUGGUAUGAUGGGCGGAAAAGGAGGCAUGGGCGGAGGAAUGGGGGGUAUGCCCGGUAUGGGAAUGGGCGGUAUGGGCGGUAUGAUGGGCGGCAAAGGAGGCAUGGGCGGAGGAAUGGGCGGUAUGGGAGGUAUGAUGGGCGGUAAAGGAGGCAUGGGUGGUAUGAUGGGCGGUAUGCCCGGUAUGGGAAUGGGCGGUAUGGGCGGUAUGAUGGGCGGUAAAGGAGGAAUGGGCGGAGGAAUGGGCGGUAUGCCUGGCAUGGGAAUGGGCGGUAUGAUGGGCGGAAAAGGAGGCAUGAGCGGAGGUAUGGGCGGAGGCAUGGGCGGAGGAAUGGGAGGCAUGGGUGGACGAUACUAGCCGGCUUAACCCGACCCACAACAAAGCUUGGUGUAUCUGGAUUAAAAACACAAUCAAAUGGAGAAAUAAAAUAACGGGUA
Molecule: messenger RNA, 899 nt
Organism: Mizuhopecten yessoensis (Yesso scallop)
Lineage: Eukaryota; Metazoa; Mollusca; Bivalvia; Pectinida; Pectinidae
Product: acanthoscurrin-1-like
Exons: 4
Coding region: 58-819 (253 amino acids)
Source: RefSeq, a predicted model, not a curated record